ACAACUUAAAACCUUUUUCCUUAGUAUCAUCUCAUUCAAUUUGGUUUCUAUUAGCGAAAAUGAAGCCUAAUAACUUCAUUCUCCUUUUCAUUUCUCUCUUAUUGCUGACCGUUCUCAACCUUUCCAGUGGAAAGGAUCAUGGAAACAAAGGUGGUAAUGGUGAUCAUGGUAAGAAACAUGAUCAUAAUAAUCAUGGUCAGGGACAUGGAAAUGAAAAAGAGAGUAGUUGCCCUCAGCUUGAGAGAAUUUCAAGGGACAUUACAUGGAGGAGAUCUGCAGCUAACCCUGCCUUGCCAGCCAAGCUAUUAAGGAUGCAUUUUCAUGAUUGCUUUGUGAGGGGAUGUGAUGCCUCAAUAUUGUUGGAUUCGACUGGUGGCACGGAGGCUGAGAAGGAAGCUGUUCCAAACCGAUCGUUAGCAGGAUUUGAGGUCAUCGAUGAAAUAAAAGCCAAAGCAGAAGAAGAAUGCCCUGGACUUGUCUCAUGUGCUGAUAUCGUUGCCUUGGCUGCAAGAGAUGCUGUUGCUUUCCAAUUUCGAAGAUCUUUAUGGCCUGUUUCAUUUGGGAGGAAAGAUGGGAGAGUUUCUUUGGCAUCUGAAGCCAAUGCAACUUUACCAUCCCCAGCAGCGAACUUCGCCACCCUCCGACAACAAUUUCAAAGCCUUGGGCUGGAUGUUGUUGAUCUUGUUGCAUUGUCAGGGGCUCACACCAUUGGAGUAUCGCACUGUGCAGCAUUUUCGGAUAGGAUUUUCAAUUUCACGGGGAAAGGAGACACAGAUCCUUCACUUGAUCCAGACUACGCAAAUUUCUUGAAACAGAAAUGUUCCAACCCUCCAAGUCUCACUACCACAGUUGAUAUGGACCCUGGAAGCUCACUCUCCUUUGACAGCCAUUACUUUGAAGCUUUAUUCCAGAACAAGGGCCUAUUUCAAUCAGAUGCCACUUUGCUCACUGACCCAGAAGCAGCUCGGCUAAGCAGGACUUUUCAAAAUCAAGGGGCUUUCUUUGCUCGCUUUGGUCAGUCAAUGGUGAAAAUGGGUUCAAUAGUUUCAGGAGAAGAAGGAGAGAUUAGGAAGAACUGCCGCGUCGUUAAUUAAUUAAUUGACGACGACUGAUUACAACUGGUGAUUUUCUUGUGUAUUGAUUAAGCAAAAGCUAAUUGAUAAAAUAUAGAAAUUAUAUUGAUUUCAACAAUUAAAAAAAAUAUAUGUAUUAUUAUUAGCGAGAGAAUCUUGCUAAAUUAUAUAUAAUAAAAUAUUUAUUUCCUCCAUUUAUAUAAUUUUAUA
This is a messenger RNA of Manihot esculenta (cassava), 1283 nucleotides long. Its product is annotated as peroxidase 24. Gene Ontology annotation, cellular component: plant-type cell wall; plasmodesma. Gene Ontology annotation, biological process: hydrogen peroxide catabolic process; response to oxidative stress. The transcript has 4 exons. The record is from RefSeq and is a predicted model, not a curated record. Gene Ontology annotation, molecular function: peroxidase activity; heme binding. NCBI's taxonomy places the organism in Eukaryota, Viridiplantae, Streptophyta, Magnoliopsida, Malpighiales, Euphorbiaceae. Bases 60 to 1094 code for a protein of 344 amino acids.